Molecule: messenger RNA, 2004 nt
Organism: Melopsittacus undulatus (budgerigar)
Lineage: Eukaryota; Metazoa; Chordata; Aves; Psittaciformes; Psittaculidae
Gene: COQ8B
Product: coenzyme Q8B
Exons: 13
Coding region: 541-1989 (482 amino acids)
Biological process (GO): ubiquinone biosynthetic process
Source: RefSeq, a predicted model, not a curated record
GGUAGUUUAAGGUGGAAACGGGGUUAGGGUGAAAAUGGGGGUUUUAAGGUGGAAAUGUGCGGUUUAGGGUGGAAAUGGGGCUGAAAAUGGGGUUUAUGGCUGGAAAUUGGGGAUUUAAGGUGGAAAUAUGAGGUUUUAAGGUGGAAAUGGGGGGGUUAGAAUUGGAAUGGGCCUGAAAAUGGGUUUUAUGGCUGGAAAUUGGGGGAUUUAAGGUGGAAAUGAGGGAUUUUGAGGUCCGAAAACAACAACUUUGGGAUAACCCAAUGGGAUUCAGGCUGCGAUCCCCUUCCCAUUGGGAUCAAUGAGCCCCCCCAUUGGGCGGAGCCUCUGCGGCGCUCUCCGCUCCCAUUGGCUGGCGCGGAGGGGGGGCGUGGCCUGACACCGGAAGCAGCGUGGCCUGAGCCCGGAAGCGGCGCCCUGAGGGGAGGCCGCAACCGGUUGGGACCCCCCCUCAAAACCGGGUGCUCCCCCCCCAAAACCGGGUGAACCUUGACCCCAAACCGGAUGCCCUUUGACCCCAAACCGGGUGAACUUUGACCCAUGGCCCGUCCCAUCGCCCUACGGCGGCUGCAUCGGACCUGCGGCCUACGGGGCCUCACGGCCGAGGAAGCGGAACGGGCCCGGGGGGUGCGGGGACCCCCCCGGCAGAAGCUGAGUGAGGGGGCCCGAGAGCGGCCGGUGCCGGUGUCACGGCUGGGGAGGAUGGCGAGCUUCGGGGGUCUCGCUCUGGGGCUCGGGAUAGGGGCCCUGGCCCAGGCGGCACGAGCAAAGCUGGGGGGGGCUCCGCUGGGUGCCAGCUCCCUCCUGGCCGGAGCCAACGGGCAGCGUCUCGCGGGCGCCCUCUGCAGGACCCGGGGGGCGGCGCUGAAGCUGGGCCAGAUGCUGAGCAUGCAAGAUCCCGGUUUCCUGCCUCCGGACCUGCUGCAGGCCCUGGAGCGCCUCCGCCAAGGCGCUGACUUCAUGCCCCGCUGGCAAAGCACCCAAGUCCUGGAUGAGGAGCUGGGUCCCGGCUGGAGGGAUAAGCUCUUGGAAUUCCAGGAUAUUCCCUUUGCGGCUGCUUCCAUUGGCCAAGUGCACCUUGGGAUGCUGCAGGAUGGGACCCGAGUGGCCAUCAAGAUCCAGUAUCCCGGUAUCGCCCAGAGCAUCCGCAGCGACGUGGAAAACCUCUUGGCUCUGCUCCGGAUGAGCUCUGCUUUGCCCAAGGGCCUUUUUGCUGAGAAAUCCCUGGAAGUGCUGCAGAAAGAGCUGGAAUGGGAAUGCGAUUACCAACGGGAAGCCCAAUGCGCCCGCACCUUCCGGGAUCUCCUUCGGGAUGAUCCCUUCUUCUCUGUGCCGCGGGUGGUGGAGGAGCUGUCGGCAUCGCGGGUCCUCACCAUGGAGCUGGGCAGCGGGAUCCCAUUGGAUCAGUGUCGGGAUCUGGCGCAGGACGUGCGGGAUGAGAUCUGCACCCAGCUCCUCCGCCUCUGCCUGCAGGAGCUCUUCGAGUUCCGCCUCAUGCAGACCGAUCCCAACUGGGCCAACUUCCUCUAUGACCCCCCCCAGCACAAGGUGACACUGUUGGAUUUCGGAGCCACACGUUCCUUCGAUCGGGAAUUCACGGAUCAUUACAUUGAGGUGAUCUGGGCUGCGGCCGAUGGGGAUAAGGAGAAGGUGCUGCAGAAAUCCCGGGAUCUCAAGUUCCUAACGGGAUUUGAGAGCAAAGCUCACCUCUCCGCUCUGUCCGCCGCCAUCUUCCUCCUGGCCGAGCCCUUCUCGUCCUCGGCCCCGUUCGACUUCGGGUGCGCGCGCACGGCGGGCGGGGUGCGCGCGCUGCUGCCGCCGCUGCUACGUCACCGCCUGGCCCCGCCCCCGGAAGCGUCCUACGCCCUGCACCGGAAGUUGGCCGGGGCCUUCCUGUGCUGCGCACGCCUCAGGGGGCGCGUCCGCUGCCGGGCGCUGUUCCUGCGCAUGCGCGGGAGGUACUGGGAGGGGAGGACACCCCCGCAAUAAACAAUGGGAGCGGCC